Molecule: messenger RNA, 510 nt
Organism: Solanum dulcamara
Lineage: Eukaryota; Viridiplantae; Streptophyta; Magnoliopsida; Solanales; Solanaceae
Product: E3 ubiquitin-protein ligase RHA2A
Exons: 1
Coding region: 1-510 (169 amino acids)
Biological process (GO): protein ubiquitination
Molecular function (GO): ubiquitin protein ligase activity
Source: RefSeq, a predicted model, not a curated record
AUGGGAUUACAAAAUCAAUUAACUGAUGUAUCAACUGAAUCAAUCCCAAUUCUGCUCGUAACUCUUCUCGCUAAUUGCAUAGCUAAUCUCCGUUCAAUCGUUUUCGAUUUUCUCCAAUUCCUCGGCAUGUCGACUUCUGGGAUGAUAAAUCCGAUUCAAAUGGAAGAUAACACUCUAUACGACGCCGUUGGUUCCGGUUUAGCCGGAGUUGUAGUGCUCGCCGAACAGCUCAAUUUGAACCGGAUGUUCUCGUAUACAUUUGAUAUUCAAGGAGAUGAAGCCACCGGUUCGAGCUGUGUUGUUUGCCUGAACCGGUUGGGUGAUGGCGAGAAUGUGAGGAAAUUGGAUUGUAAGCAUGUUUUUCAUAAGGUGUGUUUUGAUGGAUGGUUAGAUACGUUUAAUUUUAAUUGUCCGAUUUGCCGGUCGUCGUUGGUGGUUUCUGAUGAGCGCGUGGACAUCACGCGGCGGCGCGUUGUGUGGGAUGUGAUUGAUUGGUUCUCGUUGAGGUGA